Messenger RNA from Lathyrus oleraceus (garden pea), 696 nucleotides. RefSeq lists its product as uncharacterized. The coding region runs from base 1 to 696 and encodes 231 amino acids. The transcript has a single exon. The record is from RefSeq and is a predicted model, not a curated record. NCBI's taxonomy places the organism in Eukaryota, Viridiplantae, Streptophyta, Magnoliopsida, Fabales, Fabaceae.
AUGGCAAAUGGAGGUUUCCCUUUUCAAAUGUCGAUGCUCACAAAGAACAACUAUGACAAUUGGAGUAUCAAGAUGAAGGCGCUAUUAGGAGCUCAAGAUGUGUGGGAUAUCGUUGAGAAAGGCUUCAAUGAGCAAGAUGAAGCCUCACUAAGCCAAGGUGUAAAGGAGACAUUGAGGGAGUCAAGAAAGAGAGACAAGAAAGCUUUCUUCCUCAUUUAUCAAUCGGUGGAUGAAGAUACAUUUGAGAAGAUCUCCAAUGCAACGAAGGCCAAAGAAGCAUGGGACAAACUUCAAACUUGCAACAAAGGAGUGGAACAGGUGAAAAAGAUUCGUCUUCAAACUCUUAGAGGUGAUUUUGAAUGUUUAUUUAUGGAAGAGUCCGAGUCAAUUUUUGAUUAUUUUUCUCGAGUAUUGGCCGUAGUCAAUCAACUUAAAAGAAAUGGUGAAGAUGUUGAUGAGGUAAAAGUCAUGGAGAAAAUACUUCGCACUUUAAAUCCAAGUUUUGACUUCAUUGUUACCAACAUUGAAGAAAACAAGGAUUUAAAGACCAUGACUAUUGAGCAACUCAUGGGUUCCUUACAAGCAUACGAAGAAAAACAAAAGAGAAAAAUUAAACAAAAGGAGGCUAUGGAGCAACUACUACAACUCAACAUAAAGGAAGCAAAUUAUGCGAAUUACAAGAGCCAAAGAGGAUGA